This is a messenger RNA of Cercocebus atys (sooty mangabey), 3023 nucleotides long. It is a transcript of the gene VPS33B, whose product is annotated as vacuolar protein sorting 33 homolog B (yeast). Gene Ontology annotation, cellular component: CORVET complex; lysosome. The record is from RefSeq and is a predicted model, not a curated record. Gene Ontology annotation, biological process: intracellular protein transport; vesicle-mediated transport. NCBI's taxonomy places the organism in Eukaryota, Metazoa, Chordata, Mammalia, Primates, Cercopithecidae. The transcript has 23 exons.
UUUUUUUUUUUUUUUGAGGCAAGGUCUAGCUUUGUUGCCCAGGUUGGGGUGCAGUAGCGCGAUCGCAGUUCACUGCAAUCUCCGCCUCCCUGACUCGAGCGAUUCUCCCACCUCAGCCUCUUGAGUGCUGGGAUCCCAGGCACAGCCACCUAAUUAAUAGACUCAUUGCCUCCGAUUUUUAAAUGUCCCUUUCAAGACACCGUCCCCUUCCUGGUACGCGAAGCGCUGGGAACGAAAGGGACUUCCGGGAGAUCUAGGAAGUCGCUUCUCUUUCUGGCAGGAGGCUGGGUUCUCCCAGUACGCUGCGGAGUCUCUGCGGGGUGUAGACCGGAAUCCUGCUGACGGGUUGAGUGGAUCAGGGAGGGAGGGUCAGGACACGGUGGCUGCAGGUCUGAGACAAGGCUGCUCCGCGGUAGUAGCUCUCUUUGCCUGGAGGUGGCCAUUCAUUCCUGGAGUGCUGCUGAGGAGCGAGGGCACCUCUGGGGUCUUUGGAAGUCGGUGCCCAGGCCUGAAGGAUAGCCCCCUUGCGCUUCCCCUGGGCUGCGGCCGGCCUUCUCGGAGCGAAGGGCGUCCUUCCACUCCGCGGCGCAGGUCACCGCUGCCAUGGCUUUUCCCCAUCGGCCAGACGCCCCUGAGCUGCCUGAUUUCUCCAUGCUCAAGAGGCUGGCUCGAGACCAGCUCAUCUAUCUGCUGGAGCAGCUUCCUGGAAAAAAGGAUUUAUUCAUUGAGGCAGAUCUCAUGAGCCCUUUGGAUCGAAUUGCCAAUGUCUCCAUUCUGAAGCAACACGAAGUAGACAAGCUAUACAAGGUGGAGAACAAGCCAGCCCUCAGCUCCAGUGAACAAUUGUGCUUCUUGUCAGACCCCCGCAUCAAGAAUAUGCGAUACACUUGCCAGUGAGUGUGCCAUGGUCUUGUCAAUGCUGACAAAUUGGCUGGCAGAACUCGCAAAUACAAAGUGAUCUUCAGCCCUCAAAAGUUUUAUGCAUGUGAGAUGGUGCUUGAGGAAGAGGGAAUCUAUGGAGAUGUGAGCUGUGAUGAAUGGGCCUUCUCUUUGCUGCCUCUUGAUGUGGAUCUGCUGAGCAUGGAACUACCAGAAUUUUUCAGGGAUUACUUUCUGGAAGGAGAUCAGCGUUGGAUCAACACUGUGGCUCAGGCCUUACACCUUCUCAGCACUCUCUAUGGACCCUUUCCAAACUGCUAUGGAAUUGGCAGAUGCGCCAAGAUGGCAUAUGAAUUGUGGAGGAACCUGGAGGAGGAGGAGGAUGGCGAAACCAAGGGCCGAAGGCCAGAGAUUGGACAUAUCUUUCUCUUGGACAGAGAUGUGGACUUUGUGACAGCACUUUGCUCCCAAGUGGUUUACGAGGGCCUAGUAGAUGACACCUUCCGCAUCAAGUGUGGGAGUGUCGACUUUGGCCCAGAAGUCACAUCCUCUGACAGGAGCCUGAAGGUGCUACUCAAUGCCGAGGACAAGGUGUUUAAUGAGAUUCGGAAUGAGCACUUCUCCAAUGUCUUUGGCUUCUUGAGCCAGAAGGCCCGGAACUUGCAGGCCCAGUACGAUCGCCGGAGAGGCAUGGACAUUAAGCAGAUGAAGAAUUUCGUGUCCCAGGAGCUCAAGGGCCUGAAACAGGAGCACCGCCUGCUGAGUCUCCAUAUUGGGGCCUGUGAAUCCAUCAUGAAGAAGAAAACCAAGCAGGAUUUCCAGGAGCUAAUCAAGACUGAGCAUGCACUGCUAGAGGGGUUCAACAUCCGGGAGAGCACCAGCUACAUCGAGGAACACAUAGACCGGCAGGUGUCGCCUAUAGAAAGCCUGCGCCUCAUGUGCCUUUUGUCCAUCACGGAGAAUGGUUUGAUCCCCAAGGAUUACCGAUCUCUGAAAACACAGUAUCUGCAGAGCUAUGGCCCUGAACACCUGCUAACCUUCUCCAAUCUGAGACGAGCUGGGCUCCUAACAGAGCAGGCCCCUGGGGACACCCUCACAGCCGUGGAGAGUAAAGUGAGCAAGCUGGUGACCGACAAGGCUGCAGGAAAGAUUACUGAUGCUUUCAGUUCUCUGGCCAAGAGGAGCAAUUUUCGUGCCAUCAGCAAAAAGCUGAAUUUGAUCCCACGUGUGGACGGCGAGUAUGAUCUGAAAGUGCCGCGAGACAUGGCUUACGUCUUCAGUGGUGCUUAUGUGCCCUUGAGCUGCCGAAUCAUUGAGCAGGUGCUAGAGCGGCGAAGCUGGCAGGGCCUUGAUGAGGUGGUACGGCUGCUCAACUGCAGUGACUUUGCAUUUACAGACAUGACUAAGGAAGACAAGGCUUCCAGUGAGUCCCUGCGCCUCAUCUUAGUGGUGUUCUUGGGUGGUUGCACAUUCUCUGAGAUCUCAGCCCUCCGGUUCCUGGGCAGAGAGAAAGGCUACAGGUUCAUUUUCCUGACAACAGCAGUCACAAACAGUGCUCGUCUUAUGGAGGCUAUGAGUGAGGUGAAAGCCUGAUGUUUUUCCCGGCCAGUGUUGACAUCUUCCCUGAACACAUUCCUCAGUGGGAGGCAGGCAUCUGGCAUCCAGCUGUUAUAACCAAGUGUCUACCAACUACCUGCUACGAGCUGGGAGCAUGGAAUGGGUUGGGAUUUAGAGAACAUAUCUGAGAAGAGAGUUCACUUCCUGCUCCCAGGAUAUUUCUCUUUUCUGUUUAUGAAGUACAACCCAUGCUGCUAAGAUACAAGCAGGAAGAGGUAUCCUUUGCUAAAUCCUGUUUGAAUAUCAUUGUAAAUAAAGCCUCUGCUCUCAGAUGUAAUAUGUUUGUUGUUCUGUACACGCACUUCCAUCUUUAUUAGUGAAAGCCCAUUGGAGCUUUCUGCAGGGGCUUCCUAUGCUUCUUGGCCUGGACUUUAUAGUGGCCUGAUCUGGUUCUUCCCUGUAAAAGUCACUCGACCAUUCUGUACCUGAGUUUCCUCAACCAUAAAAUGAGGGGGAUGGAUGAGGUGACCAGCAAGCACGUUUCCAAUUCUAAAAUGUUGUGAUUCAUUACAUUUUUGAGAAAAUGA